Messenger RNA from Trematomus bernacchii (emerald rockcod), 8648 nucleotides. It is a transcript of the gene myo9bl, whose product is annotated as unconventional myosin-IXb. Gene Ontology annotation, molecular function: protein binding; ATP binding; GTPase activator activity. The record is from RefSeq and is a predicted model, not a curated record. NCBI's taxonomy places the organism in Eukaryota, Metazoa, Chordata, Actinopteri, Perciformes, Nototheniidae. Gene Ontology annotation, biological process: intracellular signal transduction. Gene Ontology annotation, cellular component: myosin complex.
UAUUUGGGCUGAGAGAAAGGAAGUAGCGACAGGCUAGCUGGUUAGCCGGCGUGAAGCAGUCUGUCAGGAAAGAGAAGAGCAUAUUUUAUAACCUCUGAAACUGCUGUUCUUUGUUUAAUACACGCGUUUAAAACGGGGUCGUUUUUUUUGUCUUUCAACCCGGAUUUCAAACCUUCAAUCUGAAUCCAGCUUUGUCUGUGGGGGGACUCCACUCCGCUGUUAGCCUGCUUAAAACAAGUCAUUUUUAUCCAUUAAAAAAGGAGAACUACACACUUCAAAGAAGCCACCUUUUGGUUAUCUUUUUUUAUUUUUUCGCCGGUUGGUGGAAUGCAAACAAGGAUUACUCCAGGACAAUGAGACAAACAGCCGUUCAAGGUGCUGCGUGGUGAGAGGAGGCGCUGGGCGCGGCAUGCUGAGGCCACUCCCCCUGGCCCAGGAUGAGUGUCAGAGAUGGCGCUGCCACCAUGGCAACGAACGCAGGUGGAGGAGGGGGGGGCGGCGGUCCAGCUAGCCCCAUCGACCUGGAGGACCGCUCGUACCUCCUGCAGAUCUACCCCCGACUCGCUGCUCAGACCCUGACCUGCUGCAACCUCAGAGUUCAGAAAGAUGCAACAACGGCCUCCGUGAUCUCGGACGCUGCGGCGGCUCUCGGGCUGGACCCCGGACGCUUGUAUGUGCUGGCGGAGGUGAAGGAGUGUGGGGGGGAGGAGUGGGUCCUGGAGGCCGGAGACCUGCCGGCUCAGAGGUUCCUGCUGUGGCCCCGAAAAGCCCAGGAGACGCACCCCCGCAGCCUCGGAUUCUACUUCUUACUACAGGAGAGGAACCAUGAUGGCACCAUCCACUAUGUCCACCUCCCUCCUGUGUCUAAGGAGCAGGAGGCGCAGCUCGCAGCCAGAGGCUUCCUUCCUCCUCCACAGGACGACUUCGCAGACCUGUGCAACCUCCCCGCCCUCAAUGAGGACAGCAUUAACAACCUGCGCACACGCUUUCACAAGAAGAAGAUCUACACCUAUGCAGGCAGCAUCCUCAUCGCCAUCAACCCCUUCAAGUUCCUGCCCAUCUACAACCCCAAGUACGUCAAGAUGUACGAGAACCACCAGCUGGGCAAACUGGAGCCUCAUAUCUUUGCCAUCGCGGACGUGGCUUACUACGCCAUGCUCAGGAAGAGAGUGAACCAGUGCAUCGUCAUCUCCGGGGAGAGCGGCUCCGGAAAGACCCAGAGCACCAACUUCCUGAUCCACUGUCUGACUGCGCUCAGCCAGAAGGGGUACGCCAGCGGGGUGGAGAGGACCAUCCUGGGAGCUGGACCCGUGCUGGAGGCCUUUGGGAACGCCAAGACCGCCCACAACAACAACUCCAGCCGCUUUGGAAAAUUCAUCCAGGUGAAUUACCUGGAAAGUGGAGUGGUCAGAGGUGCGGUGGUGGAGAAGUAUCUGCUGGAGAAGUCUCGCCUGGUGUCCAGAGAGAAGAACGAGAGGAACUACCACGUGUUUUACUACCUGUUGUUGGGAGCUUCAGAGGAGGAGAGGAAGGAGUUCAAGCUGCUGCCGCCUGAAGAGUACUUCUACCUCAAGCAGCAAAACUUUAAGAUCGAAGAUGAGGAGGACCUUCGGCACGACUUUGAGCGUCUGCAGCAGGCGAUGGAGAUGGUGGGCUUCCUCCCCGCCACCAAGAAGCAGAUCUUCUCCGUGCUUUCUGCCAUCUUGUAUCUGGGCAACGUGACCUACAGGAGGAAGUCGACGGGGAGAGAUGAGGGUCUGGACGUGGGACCCCCGGAGGUCCUGGCCACGCUCUCUGACCUGCUGAAGGUUGAAGAGGAGCUGCUGGUGGAGGCGCUGACGAAGAGGAAAACAGUGACGGUUAACGACAAGCUGAUCCUGCCCUACAGCCACUCUGAGGCGAUCACAGCCCGAGACUCCAUGGCCAAAUCUCUGUACAGCGCCCUGUUCGACUGGAUGGUCCUGCGCAUCAAUCACGCUCUGCUCAACAAGAAGGACAUGGAGGAAUCUGUCCCCUGUUUGUCCAUCGGCGUCCUGGACAUCUUUGGCUUCGAGGACUUUGAGACCAACAGCUUCGAGCAGUUCUGCAUCAACUAUGCCAACGAGCAGCUGCAGUAUUACUUCAACCAUCACAUCUUCAACCUGGAGCAGGAGGAGUACCAGGCGGAGGGAAUCACGUGGCACAACAUCGACUACACCGACAACGUGGGCUGCAUCCACCUGACCAGCAAGAAGCCCACCGGCCUGCUCUACUUGCUGGACGAGGAGAGCAACUUUCCCCAUGCCACAGAUGAGACGUUAUUGGCCAAAUUCAAGCAGCAGCACCAGGGGAACAAAUACUUUGUCUCCACCCCGGUCAGGGAGCCCGCUUUCGUCAUCCAACACUUUGCUGGGAAAGUCAAAUAUCAGAUCAAGGAUUUCCGUGAGAAGAACACAGACCACAUGCGUCCGGACAUCGUGGCGUUGUUGCGCAGCAGCGACCGGGCGUACGUGCGUCAGCUGAUCGGGAUGGACCCGGUGGCCAUGUUCCGAUGGGGGAUCCUCCGAGCCACCGUCAGAGGCCUCGCUGCUUUCAACGAGGCGGGGCGCAACUGGGCCGCCAAAACGUCAGGUGUUGUCCGUCCAAUCUCCAGAACUCCUUUAGGAGAGCUUCAGCGAUCCAAUGCUCCGGUGGACCGAAUGUACAAAGACAUGCAUGCAGAGAUCAUCAGCUCCAUUAAGAGCUUGCAGCUGGAUGGAGACGACCCUCGUAAGCUGCUGCAGUCCUGGGGUCGGCUCCGCUUCCCCCGACACCUCCUCCAGAAAAACAAGAACGCCAAACAGAGGCAGGUCAUCCCCAAGAGUUUGCUGGACUCUCGGUCUCUGAAGUUCAUCGUGAGCCUGACGCUGCACGACCGCACCACCAAGUCUCUGCUGCACGUUCACAAGAAGAAGAAACCCCCCAGCAUCAGCGCUCAGUUCCAGACCUCUCUGACCAAACUGUUGGAGACCCUAAACAGAGCUGAGCCUUUCUUCAUCCGCUGCAUCCGCUCCAAUGCUGAGAAGAAGGAGAUGCAUCUGGACGAGGCGUUGGUGCUGCAGCAGCUGAGAUACACAGGAAUGCUGGAAACUGUUCGCAUCAGGAGGUCAGGCUACGGAGCCAAGUACACAUUCCAGGAGUUCAUAGAGCAGUUCAGGGUUUUGCUGCCGAUGAACACGGCCGCCUCUAAAGAGCACAUCUCCGCGCUGCUGGGGGAAAAGAUGGGCCUGGACCCCACCACGUACCAGAUAGGCAAAACUAAGGUGUUUCUAAAGGAGCUGGAGCGCCAGCAGCUGCAGGACACUCUGCACAAAGACGUGAUGAGGAAGAUCAUCUUCCUCCAGCGCUGGUUCAGAGGCCGCCUGCAGAGGAAGGAGUUCCUGGACAUGAGACAGGCUGCCAUCUUGAUUCAGCGUGCGUGGCGCAGGUUCUGCAGAGAGGAGCAGCGGCGCCGCGCGGCCUCUCUGAUCCAGGCCGUGUGGAGAGGACACCGACAGAGAGCGGAGAACGAGCGCCAGAAACAGAGAGUCACCAAAAUACAAGCUCUGGUCCGAGGACACUCAGCACGCAGGAGGUGCCACUCCAUGCGUGAGGAGAAGCAGAAGAAGGAGGACGAGGAAAAAGAAGCUCAGAGGAGAGCAGAAGAGGAGGAAAGAAGAAGGAGGGAAGAAGAGGAGGAGGAGGCGAGGAGAAGAGCAGAGGAGGAGGAGGAGGAAGAGAAGAGGAGGAUGGAAGAGGAAGAAGAAGCAAUUAGGAGGAGGAAGGCAGAAGAAGAGGAAGCGAUGAGGAGAGCAGAGGAGGAGAAACAGAGAGAGGAAGAGGAGAAAAGACUGGAGGAGGAGCCUCAAACGAGGGAGGACCCCGACAUAGAGCUGGUCACAGAGGAGGAGGAGGAGGAGACCAACGGUACCUUAGCUGAGGCUGGACCCCAGCAGGAGGAAGAGGAGGAGGAGGAGGAGUCAGGACUUACUCCUGCUCCUCCAGGAGAAGGAGAGGAGCCGGACCAACAGACUGCCUUCAAACCUGCGAGUCCCGAACAAAAGAGAUCCAGAGCGCCGGCUUUAAACAGAGCCCAGACGUCCAAGAGCCAGGAGAAGAGAGAGCAGAGGAGGCGCAGAGGACUGGAGCACAACCAGAGAGAGACGGAGCGAGCCGCCUCCUCUUCCUCCUCCUCCUCCUCCUCCACCGGGAUCAGCAGCAAGGAUCAAAGCUCUCCUCCGAAGAGCAAGAGCAAGGAGCCGCCGAAGCUAAAGGAACGAGCGGACAGCAAGGAGCUGGACCAGUACACCUUCGUGGCCUGGAAGAUGAAGGAGGAGGAGAAGGGAGGGAAGAAGGAGGCCAAAGCGUCGCCUCCUCCUCCUCUGGUCCGCCCCUCCUCUUUACCCCUGCAAAUGGCCGCCGACUCCCCGCCCGACAGGAACGGUGUUGGAGACGCCGUCGGAGCGUCGAGUUUACAGCGACGUCCUGGAGGGUUCAAGGAGAAGCCGGAGAAGUGGAGGAGGAGCGAGGGGGAGAACUCUGAGGCAGCCAGUCCUCCUCCGAAAAGAGAGGAGAGGAAGAAGAAACAACUUCUGCGUGAAACAGUCUCCUCAUCAUUCGACAGUUUGUCUCCAGGAACCGAAGGAGCUGGUGCUUUUUCAGCCAGAGAGUUGAUUUCCCCCUCAGAAAGCCAGACUGACGGCUCGAAGGGAAGCUCCUUCAGACGGAAACACCAGGACAGUACAGACUCCACACACUCCUUCCCCUCAACACCAGACAAGUCCGGUGGUUUCUUCAGCAAGAUUUUGAAGAAGCGCAAAGAGGCUCAGACUCCAGACAACGGAGAGCUGACUCUGGCUCAGAUUCUCAAUGAGAGGCCAUCAGGAGGGGAAGCCCAAUCAUCCGGCCCUCCCUCCCGGCCCCUCUCCCAGCCUCAUGGAGAGCGCUCUGUUAAAGGUUUGGGCAGAAACCCCACCAUUAAGAUCAGCCGCGCCACCAGAGUCUCCGAGCAGUGGAACGCCUCGCUGGACCGAGAGAUCACCAACGCCAACGAGCUGCGGCACCUCGACGAGUUCCUGGGCAACCAGGUGAAUGAUUUCCGCUCCAGGGGGAAGUCGCUGUCAGCCACAGAAGCCAUCUUUGUUACAGCCACCAUGCAGUUCAGAGAGACCAUCAAAGCCAUGUACUCUCUCCCUAGACACACCAUCGGCUACAAAGGCCUGAUGUCGGGCUACCAGAACAAAGUGAUCCACCUGGCGGGGGAGGGGCAGAAAGGAGAGGUCCAGCUGGUGGUGAACCUCUUCCAGUCGGUGCUGGACGGAUUCAUCCGAGGAGAGAUGAAGAAGGAGGAGGCCGAGCCCACCAAGCCUGCUAAAACGAGGAAGAAGCGGAGGAAAAAAGAUAAAAGUAUGGAGAGCCCGCUGGAUCAUGUGUUCGUCAACUAUCAGGUCAACAUCAUGCAGUCAUGUGACCAGUGUUCCUCUUACAUCUGGGGCAUGGAGAAGGCCUACAUGUGCAGCUAUUGUAAAAUGGUGUGCCACAAGAAGUGCCUCUGCAAAAUCAUCAUUGACUGCUCCACCUUCUCUGCCAAAAAGAGUGACGAGGAGUGUGCCGGUCUUCACUUCGGGGUGCGAGUGGGUCGCCUGGUGAGCGAUAAGAACCCGGUGCCGAUGGUUCUGGAGACGAUGCUGGAGCACGUGGAGAUGAACGGCCUCUACACCGAGGGCAUCUACAGGAAGUCCGGCUCGGCAAACCGCAUGAAGGAGCUGCACCAGAGACUGGAGACCGACCCCCACCUGGUGAAUCUGGAGGAUUACCCCAUCCACACGGUGACAGGUUUGGUGAAGCAGUGGCUGAGGGAGCUGCCGGAUCCUCUCCUGACCUUCGUUCAUUACAACGACUUCCUGCACGCAGUGGAACUGCCAGAGAAGGAGGAGCAGCUUCACGCUGUUUACAAACUCCUGGAGGAGCUUCCUUCAGCAAACUUCAACACGUUGGAGAGACUCGUCUUCCACCUCGUCCGGGUGUGUAAAGAGGAGGCUCACAACCGCAUGUCUCCGAACUCUCUGGCUAUAGUUUUUGCUCCGUGCGUCCUGCGCUGCCCGGAUAGCGCCGACCCGCUGCUCAGCAUGAAGGACGUCGCCAAGACAACCACCUGUGUGGAGAUGAUCAUCAACGAGCAGAUCCGAUGCUACAACGAGAAGAUGGAGGAGAUCGAGCAGCUGGAGUGCGCCGAGGCUCUGGCCGUGAAUCAGCUCAAACUCAAGAGACAGAACACGCACUACUGGCACUUACCGCUCAGGUGCUCAGCUCCUCACAAAGGAGUGGUGGUGCACGAGAAGGUGACCACUGACCUCAGCGUGGUUCCUGAGAACGAGCCGGUGGACUCGGACACGGAGGCCGAAAAUAACCUGGUGGAGCGGAUCAAGUCCAUCAAGCAGGAGAAGGAGGAUCUGGCCUGCCGGCUCCCUGAGAUGGAGCAGCCCGGCUCAGAUCAGGAGAACUUUGACUCGGAGGCGUCUCUGAGCUCCGAGAGUCUCCUGGAGGAGCCGCAGCGCUCUGAGCCUGAAGGACGUGGCUCCCCCUCCCAGCAGAGGUCCCGUCCGAUGUGUCUCCCCAAACCCUCGGAGCUGUCUUUGCGCCGUAAAGUCUCUGGAGGACGCCUCUCUCUGCGGCAGCUCUCCCCUCCAAACUCCACUUCUUCCUCCUCCUCCACUUCCUCCUCCUCCUCCUCCUACAGGAACCCACUGCAGCGCCGCACCCCCAUCAUCCCCCACGGCUCCGUUAGACUCCCCCAUGGCGUCCUCCCGCAGGCCUCCAGUGUGUCUCAGCCCCCGUCUGCAGCUCAGGCGCUCCAGUUCCUGGUGCGCAGGCGGGAGCGUUCGGGUCGUCGUAAAGAAAGCACACAGUCGCUGUACUUCGAUGGGUCCGAGGGGGGCGACCUGAUGCUGCACUUCUCCUCCUGCCCCCCCUCCACCACCUCCUCCUCCAUCUCCAUCUCCACCGCAAAACCAACUCAAGACACACACGCUACAAAGAGCCAGAGACGAUUUUCUGACCCCGACAUUCCUUACAUGGACGAUGACGUGUGAUUCUAGUCUGUUGGACAGCUCAUAGAGUCCUGUUGUGAACCCGAAGUGUUGAUUACCCCAAGGUCUUAUGAUAUAAAUGUCUAGUACAGGUCGCCAGAACAUAGAAACAGCUGGAGGAUAACUUGCAUAUGUUCGGCAAUUUGCACAAUUAGCAUAAGUUUCCAUAAUUCGCAUUAAUUGGCAUAUGCAGACAAUAGUUUAAAAGAUGGCUUGGCUAAUUUGGACAAUUUCUGAGUGGAUUUGGAGGUUAUUGAGGAUGCUGAAUCAAUUUUCUGACAUUUUCAGGGUCAAAAAUUGUUUUAUUCAGAAAGUAGCCAUAUCUUGGGCUGAUUUCGAUGAGUUUUGGGCACAUUUUAAAGUUUUAGGGGACUCAAAACUGCCAUUUUGAUCCUUAUAAUGUCAGAAAUGUAUUCAACAACCUCAAAAUACCCCGAAAACCACACCAAAAUUGUCCAAAUCAGCGAAGCCAUUUUUUAGCUAUUAUCUGCAUAUGCUAAUGAAUGCAAUUUAUACUAAUUGUACAGAUUGCCCAACAUAUGCAAGUUAGCAUCUGGCAGUUUCUAUGUGCUGGGGACCCGUACUAUACGUUUUAACAAAGAACACUUGGGGUGCGCUACAUUUUCGAGUUCACAUUGCUGGCAAGUAGACUAAUUUGGGAGAAAAUGAUGGAUUUACGGGCAACAACCGCAGAAAGAAUGACAAUUAUGGAUGAAAAUGAUCCAGAAUCACAACCCUUUUCCUGUGAACAUGAGGAGAGUUGCAGUGGAUCCACAGAGUGACACAAACUGCUUCAGCCUUACUGUCCUCCAUGACGGUUAUAAACGACUGGACCACAUGUUGCCAAGCACCUUUUUCUACCGUUUUAAUAUAUUGUCCAUGAGGCUGUUUUCUGUAGCAUCAUAAUGAUGGACCAGCAAUUCUAUUUCCUUCCUCCUGUUGUUCUUUUUUAAACACAUUUGUGCUAAUUCAAGGAGAUUCUGCAGGUUCCAGCAGCACUUUCAUUUCUCCUCAUGAGCAAAACUCUCUGAAAUGUUAGCUAGUGCCUUGGUGUUGUACAGUACAAACUCAUGUCAUGUCGCAGAGGGAGGGAGGGAGGGUUUAUUGGGGAUUAAGACAGGGUACAAUUUUGUGACGCAAGACAUGUUUGAAUUAAGGACUUUAAACGUGUCUUUCCACGCACCGCACAACAAACAGGAAGUCAUCGCCUCACAAAGGGAAACGGGAGCAGCACACGCCACUUUUUCCUUUGAAAUAAAUACAACACAAACCCAGCCGUGCCACGACGUCUUCAGAGCCCCUCGAACUCACCUCGCCCACUUUUUUUUUUUUUUUUUCUACAAUGAACUUCUCUCAGCUGCGACUCAAAGCGAACAGAGCUUUGUAUGAAAUGUAAUACUAAUGUUCCUCUCUGACUGCUGUUGAAUGGUGUCUGUGUUAGUCUGUGUGGAUAAUAAGAGGAUGUGUAAUGUGUAACAGAGAGUGUGUGGUUGGGACUGAAUGACUGUAAUGGUUAUUAGUAUUAAAGUGACAAUACAGAACGUGAUGAUGCUUGUUACAUCU